This is a messenger RNA of Melanaphis sacchari, 1473 nucleotides long. RefSeq names its product tigger transposable element-derived protein 4-like. The transcript has 2 exons. Gene Ontology annotation, cellular component: nucleus. The record is from RefSeq and is a predicted model, not a curated record. The coding region runs from base 1 to 1473 and encodes 490 amino acids. Lineage: Eukaryota; Metazoa; Arthropoda; Insecta; Hemiptera; Aphididae. Gene Ontology annotation, molecular function: DNA binding.
AUGACGAGUGCGUCUACGUCAUCUAGUAGUGCCGGAGUGAAAAGGAAAGCUUUGUCUAUUGACGAUAAAUUGAGAAUUAUUAAACUAUUGCCCUCCUCUUCGUUGCGGACCAUAUUGAAGAACCGGAAAGAAAUUGAAAAAAACGCUUUUUCAGGCAGUACGAAACGUCAAAAGGUUAGAAAUGGUAAAAAUGAGCAGUUGGAAAAUAUUUUGUUGGAGUGGUUUCGACAAGCUCGCACAUUAAAUUUGGCUGUAAAUGGUCCCGUUUUGACAGAAAAAGCAAAUGAGAUCGCAAAAAGGUUGAACAUAACGGACUUUGGUGGAUCUAAUGGUUGGCUUGAUCGUUUUAGAAAAAGGCACGGUAUUGUCUAUCGUAAAAUUUGUGGGGAAGCCGAUGCUGUAGAUGACAACAGUAUUAAAUCGUGGAAAGAGACAAUUCUACCAAAUUUGUUGAAAGAUUAUUCACCCGAGGAUAUAUACAAUGCUGAUGAGUUUGGCUUGUUCUUUAAAUUGAUGCCAGAUAAGUCACUUGUGAUGAAAGACGAAACAUGUCAUGGUGGUAAGUUAAGUAAGGACCGGUUAACUGUUUUAACUUGCUCAAAUUGGUCUGGAACUGACAAGCUAAAACUUUUGGUAAUAGGUAAAUCGAAAUCCCCCCGAUGUUUUAAAAAUGUACACACUUUACCGUGUGAUUAUAAAGCUCAAAACCGUGCGUGGAUGACUGGAAGUUUAUUCAUUGAAUGGGUUCAACAGCUCAACUGCGAGUUCGUUAAACAGAAAAGAAACAUCCUUUUAUUUGUCGAUAAUUGCCCUGCUCAUCCGAAAGAAAUAACCCUUACAAAUAUCAAACUUGUGUUUUUCCCGCCAAAUGCUACGAGCAAGCUUCAGCCCCUUGAUCAAGGUGUGAUCAAAGUUUUAAAACAGAAAUACCGUAAGAAAUUAGUUCAACGGUAUUUACUAGAAAUGGAAUCGGUGACCGAUGCAGAAAUCCCCAAAAUCAAUGUUUUAGAUGCUAUUCAUUAUGUUUCAAUUGCGUGGGAUGAGAUAAAACCAGAAGUUAUUAAAAACUGUUUCAACAAAGCCUAUUUUGAUAACGUCUCACAAGAAGACCCUCACGUUUUGGACUCAGACGAAUUUCGGGACUUUGAGGAGGUUUAUCCAGGCUACACAUCCAUUGACGACCAAUUAAUAACGAACGAGGCACUAGAACUUGAAGAAAUUAUCAAUCAGGCUACAGUAAACGAUGAACCAGAUGAGCCAAGUGAUGAUGAGGAAGAAUACAUUCCACCACUUCCGUCAAUCGCUAGUACUGUACAAUCAAUAUCUACAUUGAGACAGGCACUUACUGCAACUGAUGGCUCCGAAAACAUGCUUCUAUAUCUAGGUAGGGUGGAAAAUUUCUUAUUGAAUAAAUAUAAAAAUAAUGUAUUGAAACAACCAACCAUUACCACUUUUUUUAAUCCAAGAAAAUAA